AAAAAAAUAACAUCAGAUCAAGCUAAAAAAGGGCGUAUCUUGUAAACUCAAGUAAACAAAGCUUCUGGGUACAGGUGUCAGCUCUUUGACAAAAUACUUUUUGAGCUGACAAAAUAGAUACUAGCUAGACUAGACUGUGAUUGAGCUGAAGUAACUCUGCGGAUCAGGGCUAUACACUUAUCUUGCAGCUAGAGUCCCUGGCCGCCCCAGGCCAGGGCAGGUCAGGAAGGUCAGGACAAUGGCAAGAAGAAGUCAUGAUCUGGGUCAGCAAGUCUAUUAUGCUUCCAGUGGUGGUCGUGUGGACGAGGUGGAGAGGCUGCUGGCUAGAGGAGCUCCUGUCAACUGGAGGAACAGUUAUGGAUGGACCACUCUCCAUGUAGCAUGCAUCAACAACCACCCUGAUGUAGUGAAGAUACUCACACAGCAAGAUGGCAUCGAUGUCAAUGUACGGACUACUCGUAAGGACACUCCCCUGCACUGGGCCUGCUACAGGGGACACUUGAAGUGUGUCCAGUUACUGAUGGCAACUGGACAGUGUGACCUAGGAGCUGUUAACAAUGUUGGACUAACUCCACUGGGAGAGGCAGUCAGUGGGAGGGAGCUGGACACUAUCAAGUACCUUAUCACAGAGUGCAAUGUGGAUGUCAAUAGAGCUGUGACCAGGAAUGGACUAACUCCACUGGGACUGGCAGUCAGAGGGGGGGGGUACCAGGACACUAUCAAGUACCUCAUCACAGAGUGCAAUGUUGAUAUCAAUGGAGCUGUGACCAGGGAUGGACUAACUCCACUGGGACUCGCAGUCAGUAAGGGGAAGCUGGACACUAUCAAGUACUUCAUCACAGAAUACAAUGUUGAUGUCAAUGGAGCUGUGACAAGUGAUGGACUAACUCCACUGGGACUGGCAGUCAGAGAAGGGAAGCUGGACACUAUCAAGUACCUCAUCACAGAGUACAAUGUUGAUGUCAUUGAUGGUGCACUAUUGUUAGCAUGCAAGGAAUCGGACGCGGAAUUUGUUGAGUAUCUUCUGAACGUCCUUGGCUGUGAUCCCAAUAUCAAAGAUGACGAUGGACACACACCACUCUUUCUUGCAGGGAGCAAGGAUGUUAUUCUACUUUUGUUGCAACACGGAGCUACUGCUGAAAAUGCAUAUUCCCAGCAUCGCAAAGCUCUUGGUAAAGUGUUUUCGAAGGAUCCACUGAAAAACCCAGUGAAGAUACUUGUUAUCGGUCACGGUGGAGAAGGAAAGAGCACUCUCAUUGAAGCAAUGGAACACGAGCCAACUGCAUUCACAUCUCUAGUCAACAUCUUCGUCUCUCCUAAAGAAGUCGAUGGAGUCAGCCAGAAAACAGCCGGAAUCAUCCCUCGCUUAUUCAAGAGCCGUGUGUUUGGAGAUGUGUUGGUCUAUGACUUUGCUGGUCAAGAGGUCUACUACAGCAGUCACGCUGCCAUUAUCAAGUCAGCAGUUGAUGCAUGUCGGCCCAUUAUUGUCCUAGUCCUAGGCCUCCAUAAAGAUGACACCUACACCACUCACUCUGUCUCCUAUUGGUUGGGCAUCAUUGCCAACCAGUGUGCCAAUAUGGAGGGCAAAGCACCACUCAUUGUGGUAGGUAGCCAUGCUGAUUGCUUAACUGACGAACGGAAGAUUUCAAAGAAAGAAGAGAUUGUUUUGGAAGCUGUUUCGAGAUAUCCGACCCUAGAUCUGCUGAAGUUCAUUCCCAUGGAUAAUCGCUACUCCAACUCUAGUGGCAUGAAGAUACUGCGAGCCACUGUCGGCCCUGCUUGCGCCAGUAUUCGAUCAACGUUGGCUGUUUCUUUAAAUGCACACAUGUUUCUGAUUUACCUUGUUGGCAAAAAUGAAAUUGCCUUAUCACUGGAGCAAGUUCAGCAAAAAAUAAAAGAGGAAUCCAGUCAAGUCCUCUCCAAGAAGCACAAAGAAGUUGUACCAUUCAUUCCGACAACCAUUCCUCUUCUGGUUGAUAUCUGUGUUCAGCUCAAUGACAAAGGUCACAUCCUCUUCCUACACAACACCAGCUCACCAGAAAAGAGCUUCAUUGUCCUCAAGAAAGAAGAGCUCCUAGGUAAAAUUAAUGGUUCCAUAUUUGCUCCAAAAGAUUUUGAUCAGCACUGUCAACUCUCCACCAGUACCGGUGUUGUACCUUGCUCCAAGCUGGCUGCUCACUUUUUUGACUUGGACACUAACAUGCUCACUGGAUUCUUGAUUAAUCUAGAGUUUGCUGUGCCCAUUGAAGACCCGGAAGUCCUUCGUCUUAUUGAUCAGCAUCGAACAGGCGAUUAUGACUUCGUAUCACCUGACGAGAAAUAUCUCUUCUGUCCCGCCCUCAUCCGGUUAGAAGUUGACACGAAAGUGUUCAAGCAUCGCGAUGACCUUGCUUAUCAUUUUGGUUGGGUGAUGUCAUGCUCUCACAAGAACCAGUUUCUAGACGCUCGAUUUCUUCACGUUCUUCUGCUUCGAUUAUCCCUCUCGCUUGGUCAUGCUCCAGUGAUCAAAGCUCAUAUCCCCUCCCUACAACAUCACUGCUCGGUCUGGAAGACUGGUGUUUGCUGGAGCACUGAUGACGGUGACAAAGUUCUAGUGGAGGUCAUUGACAAGAAGAAAGUGGUUGUUUUGAUUCAAGCUCACCAUCUCUCACUGGAUCUCUUCAAGCUGCGCUCUACUGUGAUGAAGAAAGUUGUUGACACCUCCACUGAGUUAUGCUCUACUGUAGUCACUGAGGAGGCCCUCCUUCCUCCUCUCAGUGUGACCUACCCUCUGGAAGAUACACACGUCUUUGAUCUCAAGUCUAUAGCUAAAAGUGUUGUCAACCAAAAAAUGUUUGUCGUAUCGACUAAAGGUGUAAAUAACUUGCUAUUGAGUGAUCUGCUCCAAGCUGAAGUGUACGCUGAUCUCGGUGAGAAUAUUGUACAGCAUCUGUUCAAUCCAGCACACAAGAAACUGUCUGAUCGAUUCAUCUCGGCCCUUGUAACUUGUUGGAACAAGAAUCCUCGACUGGCUGAUAUCGUACGCACAGCUAUUACUGAGAAUGCCAGCGCGGCAUUUCAAGAGUGCAAUAAUCUCCAUGAUGUUCUGAUAGUCUGGAACAACACUGGAGAUUCCAGUGUUGAAGCACUGAGAAGAAUUCUGGAUCCACUUAGUGUGUUUGCUGGACGAAACCCUCUCGAACUGGCUGGUGUUGCUGCUAAGGAGACUAGUGAUGAUCUACUACCAGCCCCCAGACCAACAGCUAACACAGACGGGGCCACACUGACAACUAUUGAUCAUGAGGAGAGAACUGACGUCAGACAACCCUCAAGUCCUGGCACAGCCUCUGAUGAGGGAGGAGUUGGUCUACAAGAGUUAAUGGACAAGUACCAUGUCGAUACCGUCCAACUUGAUAGAGAGAUCCCUGAUAAUGAAGUCGCAGUCAUAGCUGCCUAUUUCGACAGUGUGGAGCUCUACUCUCAAGCAAUGGGUCUGAGUGCCGCUGAUCAAACUACUGUGAGAACUACCCUCCUUCAAUACGAUGCUCAGACUGCCAUGACCAGGUGCUUGUCAAUAUGGAAACAACUCUACUCCUUCAAGGCCACAUUCAGAGCACUGUUGGAGCUGCUACUGAGGCUGAAUAGAACUGAAGUAGCUGCUCAAGUCUGUCAGUACUUGACUCAGAAUUCAUGAUGAUGGAGAUGGAGCAGUUAUAACUAUUAAUGAUCUAAUGCUGAACACUAACAAUAAUUAUUAUACGUAUGCUGUACCCUAUAGCUUAGCUCUGUCAUUUAGAUUGACAGUUAACUAUUAUAAUGCUGAUGCUGAACACUUUAUUAUACGUAUAAUUAUAAUUAUAAUUAUGCUACACCCUCUAUAACUUAGCUUUUUCUUUUAUUUAGAUUUACAGUUAUAUGUUUUUUGCAAAAGUUUUACAUCAA
Halichondria panicea is the source of this 3921-nucleotide messenger RNA. RefSeq lists its product as uncharacterized. Gene Ontology annotation, biological process: signal transduction. Gene Ontology annotation, molecular function: protein binding. The transcript has 11 exons. NCBI's taxonomy places the organism in Eukaryota, Metazoa, Porifera, Demospongiae, Suberitida, Halichondriidae. The record is from RefSeq and is a predicted model, not a curated record. Bases 239 to 3673 code for a protein of 1144 amino acids.